CUCUUCUCUCGAAGAUAGGUGCAGAGGGUGUUGACGCGUGGUGGGGACUGGGGAGAGGGCUCUCUCAUCCCCAAAGCACCCGCUGCACCAACGUCGUGGUUCUUUUCUUGGAUUCAAUAGAAAAAAACGAGGCCGGAUGCAGUCAGAUAGACCGCGACAUCGUGCUGCUGGUGCUGCAGCAGGAGGAGCGGGAGGAAACAGCGGUAGUGCGGGUCGCACCACACUGAUGUGGCUGGCUGUGAUCGGAGCUGUUUGUGCUGUUGCCGGGCCCGUUCUCCUGUCCCCCUACGCCAUACAGUCGGUAGGGGAGGGCUCGGUGGGAGUGCUGCGCUUCGGCGGGAAGCUGCUGGACGAGAUCAAAGCCCCCGGCUACCACUUCGUCCUGCCGUUCCUGUACGAGCUCAUCGAGGUCCCGGUGAACGUCAGGACCACGGAGGUUCGGCAGGUGCCCUGCGGCACGUCAGGGGGCGUUUUGGUUCACUUUCCGUUGGUCGAGAUCAUACACCGCCUGCAUCCCGCAAGCGUGGUCAGCACACUCAAAGCGUACGAAGAUUACGAGCAGGCAUGGAUCAUCGAUCGUGUGAGGCACGACGUCAACCUGCUAUGCGCCCGCCACAGCCUGCACGAGGUGCACAUCGACAAGUUCGACCAGCUCGAUGACAUGUUGGUGGCGUCUUUGAAGGAGACUGCUUCGUUGUGGGUGCCGGGGCUCAUGAUCGUCGCGGCGCGCGUUGCCAAGCCCACCAUCCCCCCGCAGCUGCACGGCGACUUUGUCCGCGUGGAGGAAGAGAUCUCCAAGCUCAAGGUUGCCCAUCAGCACGAACAGCUUGUGGUACGGAACGCGGAAAUGGAGCGGUCGAGACAGGUCAUGGCAGCAGAGAAGGACCGAGACAUCGCGAGGAUGACGAUGGCCCGACAAGUGGAGGAGACGGAAGCCGACCUGCGCAUUCAUCGAAUACAAGACGAGAUGCAUGUGGCACGCAGCAAGGACCACGCGGACGCCGCUAGCUACUCCAAGCUUCGAGAGGCGGAAGGCAACGAGCGACGACUAUCCCCCUCUUUCUUGGAGCAGGCGAGACAAAAGGCUCUCUACCAAAACCUCGAGGCGUACUAUGGCAACCGAAUGCCGGAGUAUGUCAGAGUCAACAGCAACAGCAACGGCAAUGGCAACCUCCUGGAUGGCGGGGAGGGUGGCAGCGUCGGUAGCGAGGCAGCGCGAGGCGCAGCAGCAUUUUGGGGAGGGCGGGGGCACGGAUAGGGUUUCUCGACGGUGGCAGCGGAGUAGCCGCAGGUGCGGCGGAGAUGUACAUGUAGAUGGAGGAAUUCCGGAAAAAAGUAGCCAAAGGGCCUAUCGACCAUAGCUGAGCCGCUCUCGUUGGGUACCGUUGCCCCAGUAAAACAUGACGGGGCUCAUUACGACAGGAUGGAGAAGAGAUACGGGAAGGAGUGCGCUGAAAAUACGCUAGGUACAGUAGGCGAGUAGAGAGUGAGAGAAAUACAGAAGAUGCGACCAGCUCAUCGGGCAGAAUGCGCGGACACACUGGUGCAACAUUACUCGCGUACUGUAGCUUGAAUAGAACGCGGGCUAGGGCGCGCGUCCGUGAUUGACCACAUCACACGCGGUCUGGAUUUUGUUCAUAGAACUGUAAAGCAUUUUAUAGUUAACCCAAAGCUCUGCCAUCGAAAGGACUACGUGAAGCCGCUUGCAUCAUUUCAGACUUUUAACGAAAAGUCGGGGUCGGGGGGAACAGUUUUUCACUGUCGAGGUUACUUGGUUGCGUUGCCUGCUGUGUCUGCAUCGUGUUCGCAGGAUUGAGCGUGUCAGAAUAUGUUGCCGACCACGCACAUUCUCUUCCAGCUGAGGAGUCCUUUACCGCGCUCCGCACUGGUUUUGAACGGAAAAACGGACCACCAAGGGACCUCGGACAAAAGAUGAUAGUUUGUUGCGUUUUGGCCCUGGUGGCCGGGUAUUUCUAUCCCGUGGCGAAGAGCGGUAUGGGGUCCUCGGUGGGCAGAUAAUAUUAUAUGUAGUGCCGAAAAUAAACCUGAAAUGCGGUGUGCCUCAAAUGGGUACGUGUGGUUUCGUGUCGCGUUGCGGGAAACGAGGCGGAGAAUGUCUCGUUCCUGCACUCAAGAGUAUGCUCUCCGCUGGCGAU
Ectocarpus siliculosus is the source of this 2156-nucleotide messenger RNA. The record is from the annotation of a GenBank genome assembly. Lineage: Eukaryota; Phaeophyceae; Ectocarpales; Ectocarpaceae.